AAAUAACUCAAAUCGAUUUCUUUAAAUAACUUUCUUUGUAGUCAAGGAUGCCAUCACUUUCAUUUCCAACAGUAGUAGGUUCAAGUGUGAAGACAAUAGUCAAGACAGUCAGUAAUAGAGUUUCGACUCAUCAUCAACAACCUAAUCCAAAAGAUGAGAGUUCAAGUAACGAAGAUACUCAAGAAGAUACCUUAGAUGAUCCUUAUGCUAAAGGUCAAGCACGUCAUGAUUUUAAAUACGAUAUUGGGUUUGCUCUCAUCAAAAAUUUUAUCGAACAGUCUACUCAUCAUACGGUAGAAGAACUACAAGAUUUUGUCACUCAUUCUGUACCAUCACCACCUUGGAUUAAACGAAUCAAAGUCACGAUUCCUUCCAAGUUUUGCCUUAAGGCUGCAGAUCUUUUAAUUCAAUCUGAUCCAGGUUUAGUUAAAAGUGUUGGAGGUUCAACUUGGUGGCAAUGGACUAAGAACGAUCAUGGGAUUCAUGCUGAAUGGAUCGCUCCUAAAUCGGUUUGGAAAGGGUUUCCGAACGGACAAGUUGAAGAAGAAGAAGCUGAUGUGCCUACUUUGUUCUUUAUACAUGGUGGUGGAUUUUUCUUUGGUUCACUUGAUACACAUCGUUAUCAAAUCUGGAGAAUGGCAAGAAAAGCCAAAGCAAGAGCUUUCACAGUAGCCUAUAGACUUGCACCACAAUAUCCAUUUCCAUGUGCCUUGAUGGAUUGUUUAUCAGCUUAUCUAUACCUAACCGAACCUAAUCUAUCAGAAGGAUAUUUACAUAAACCGAUUUCACCUAAACAGAUUAUUAUUUCAGGUGAUUCGGCUGGUGGGAAUUUAUCACUUAGUUUGCUUUGUGUGUUACGUAACUUGGGUAAAGAGUUACCUUCAGGUGGGGUUUUGAUUUCUCCUUGGGUAGAUUUGACUCAUAGUUUUGAAAGUGUAAUGGAAAAUGGUGAUAAAGAUAUCUUACCACCUAAUGGGUUUCUUUAUCAACCUAGUGAGGCAUGGCCACCUUUACCGCAACCGUCAAAGACAUUGUCUACCCAACCAUUGACUGCAAACGGAGACCUGGCUUCAGACUCAGGAACGAGUGAAGCCCCAGUAUCGAACGGAGGAUCAAAUAUUCACAAUGAUUUGUCCAAUGGCAAUAGCUCACCCGAUGAUAAGGAUUACAUUGACAGAAACGCUAGUGUGUGUGAUGCAACGGAACAUCAGGUUCAACUAUACGCAACCAACUUACAGCUCAAUAAUCCGCUGGUCAGUCCGAUGUACCAAACUAGCUUAGGAGGUCUAUGUCCAUUGUUGAUUAUUGCAAGUGAUCAUGAAUGUUUGAGAGAUGAAGUGAUCUACAUGGCUCAUAGAGCUGCAAAACCAGAGCAGUAUCGAUUGUCAAGUAGGUUGAAAGAACGGAAUGAGAUUGAUGGUCAUGAGGUUAAUCUAAAUUGGAACCCGACCUUGGUUCAUUUACAAGUUUAUGACUCAACAUGUCAUAUGUUUUCAGUGAUGGGUUGGACUCAACCGGCUAAAUACUGUUAUCGGUCUAUGGGAAGUUUUUGUCGGUUUGUGAUCGAUUUGCAAAAAGAGAAGGAUACCAAAGUAUCUGUCAAUGAGGAUUUCGCGAAUGAUAAGAUACGAAAUGGGCAAGCAAGUGAUCCUGAUAGUUUGUUUACGGGAUCAUAUCUUGGUGAUAAACCUUUCAAAAGACCUGAAUUCGAAUCGAAUAUGGUAAGAGAAAGAAUAGAUGUAGAAGGAAAUAGUAGAUCAUUAGAAUCCGAAUCAGAAAUGAAAUGUUUAAAGAAUACAGAAAGAUUAAAAGGAUAUAUACCGAAAGAAGUGAUUGAAAGGUUUUUAGAAGGAAAAAAACAAGAACCUAAACCUAAACGAAAGAGUAAGAUGAUUGAAAAGAUAUAUGAGAUGAAGAAGAAAAGAGAGAUUGAUGAUCAAAAGGAAAUCGAACUUGAAGGAUUAGUUGAAGGAUUGAAAGUCAAGGAAGUUCCACCUCCUACGGCUAUUGCUGGUAGGAUUGAGACUAAAGAGGGACAUGCAUUGGCUUUGGAAGUUCAGAAACAGAUUGCUAGUGGACUUGAGCUUGUAGAACCGAAAUAAAGUUUGAUUGGAUUUAGUGAUGUGAUUUUGAUUGAUUUUUUAUACAUAGAGAUAGAUUAAUAGAUUGGUUAGAUUGUUUUAUGAUUGAGUGUUUUGUAAAAUUGCAUGUAGAUGAUUUGAAGUUGGUUUGAUAGAAAGUUGAUAUAUAUAUAUAUAUAUAUGGAUAUGUUUAUUUUUGAAUCAUUUCUUGUAGAUUUGAGGUUUUUUUUUAAAAAGCAAGAAGAAGUGAUAUGUAUAUCCUAUUUUUAAUAUGAUUUUUAAGUUGGGUUUGAAGUUUGCGUUUUGAAAGAUCAUUGUGGAAGAUCU
Molecule: messenger RNA, 2408 nt
Organism: Melampsora larici-populina 98AG31
Lineage: Eukaryota; Fungi; Basidiomycota; Pucciniomycetes; Pucciniales; Melampsoraceae
Product: arylacetamide deacetylase
Exons: 15
Coding region: 48-2102 (684 amino acids)
Molecular function (GO): hydrolase activity
Source: RefSeq, a predicted model, not a curated record